Messenger RNA from Vitis vinifera (wine grape), 888 nucleotides. Its product is annotated as ripening-related protein grip22. The transcript has a single exon. Bases 35 to 688 code for a protein of 217 amino acids. The record is from RefSeq and is a predicted model, not a curated record. NCBI's taxonomy places the organism in Eukaryota, Viridiplantae, Streptophyta, Magnoliopsida, Vitales, Vitaceae.
ACCAUUAGGCCUUUCUCCCUUGGGUACUUCUCCAAUGGCAAAUCAAGUUCUAUUCCUGCAAUCCCUUUACCUUCUCUUCAGUAUCUUCUCCCUUCCAUUUCUUCCACUGGUUAUGUCCUCUUGUAAUGAUCCAUGUCAAACACUUGACGACUGUGAAGGUCAGCUCAUAUGCAUCAACGGUCAGUGCAACGACGAUCCCGAUCUUGGGACUCACAUAUGCGGAGGAAGUCCAGGGACUUCUUCCCCUUCAACUGAUGACUGUCAGCCCUCUGGCAGUCUUGAGUGUAACGGGCAAUCCUAUCCUACCUACACAUGCUCCCCUCAGGUUACAUCCUCCACCAGCGCUGUUCUUACUAAGAACGAUUUUAGUGAGGGAGGGGAUGGUGGAGGCCCAUCCAAGUGUGAUGACAAAUACCAUGAAAAUUCAGACCCUAUCAUUGCCUUGUCAACUGGUUGGUAUAAUGGUGGAUCCCUGUGCGGCAAGAUGAUCAGGAUCACGGCUCAAAAUGGGAUGAGCGUGCUGGCCAAGGUGGUGGAUGAGUGUGACUCCAUGCACGGCUGUGACCAAGAGCAUGCAGGUCAGCGCCCCUGUGAUAACAACAUAGUUGAUGGAUCUAAUGCUGUGUGGGAUGCUUUGGGCCUGGAUAUCAAUAUUGGUCGUGUGGACGUUACUUGGUCCAUGGCUUAGAUAUAUGGUUAUGACUUAUGAUCAGUUGGUUGGUUACUUGGUUUUUGUGUGUGCGUACGUACUUUCCUCUUUGUGUUCCCUCUCUCCUUUGAUUUGUAUGGCUCCGCCAAGCACUAUUUGUAUGUAAUUUUGCAGCAAUAUAUGCAUGCGCUGAAAUAAAACUGGAAGGCACUAGCCCAGUGCCACCAGAACCCCAUUAA